Molecule: messenger RNA, 8441 nt
Organism: Quercus robur (English oak)
Lineage: Eukaryota; Viridiplantae; Streptophyta; Magnoliopsida; Fagales; Fagaceae
Exons: 31
Coding region: 119-8236 (2705 amino acids)
Cellular component (GO): nucleolus; 90S preribosome; small-subunit processome
Source: RefSeq, a predicted model, not a curated record
GGCGCCUCCAUUGUCUUCUGAAAUAUUGCUCUCUCUUUCUCUCUCUCUGUGAAAGGAGAAGAAGAGGAAAGAAGAGCUUCGGUGAGAAUCGAAUCGAAUCAAAACCCUAAUUCAAGCAAUGGCGACACCGUCGCAAGCUCAGGCAGUGAAGUCUCUCAACAAAUCCCCAGGACGACGCCGUUUUGUUUUCAAGAAUUUUUCUCAGAGAGUAGAGGAGAUUGAAAUCGAUGUGUUUCGAAGCCUUAAUAAAGUGAAGGCUGAGCCUUCAGAAGGGUCUUCCUUUUUCCGUGACUGCCUCACAGAAUGGAGGGAAUUGAAUACUGCAGAGGAUUUUAUUUCGUUUUACGAGGAAAUGUUGCCCCUGGUCCAGACAUUACCCUUGAUUAUAUUACAGAAGGAGUUAAUUUUCUCGAAACUUAUCCCACGAUUACAAAUGAGUGCGAGGCUAUCUCUUGAGCCUAUUCUUAGGUUACUUGCAGCUCUAUCUAGAGAUCUCCUGGUUGAUUUUAUACCCUUUAUGCCAAGGAUUGCUGAUUCUUUAGUGUCUCUCCUGGAAACUGGUGCUGAUAGGGAACCAGAGAUAAUUGAGCAGAUUUUUACGUCGUGGUCAUAUAUUAUGAUGUACUUGCAAAAAUAUCUAAUUCGUGACCUUGUUUAUGUGCUCAAGGUUACAUUAAAACUACGAUAUUAUCCCAAGGAGUACGUCCAAGAAUUUAUGGCUGAGGCAAUAUCAUUCUUGUUUAGGAAUGCACCAGCUGAGCAGCUGCAGGAAGGUAUUAAAAAGAUCAUGACUGAAGUCAUAAAGAAACCAUUGCCUGCCAGGAAAUGUGGCAUCAGUGCUUUACUUUUUUAUGUUAUGAGAGGGUCGUCAUCAAGGUUCCACUCAAGAGCAGAGCGAGUAUUGCGGUUAUUGAUGGACGAUUCAAUAUUUGGUUCAGAUGCGGUUGUUGAAGUUAUAAUUACUGCCUUUCAAAGACUAUGUGAGAACAUAGAGCCAAAGGAGUUGGAUUUGAUGUGGAAAUGCUUAUAUGAGAAAAUUACUGAGUGUGUGACUAAUGGAUGCAUUUUGCAUUUAAGUCAUCUAUUGUCGCUGCUUAUUUCCAUUGUUCAGAUCCACAAUGGACAAAUAGUUUAUGAUUACCAAUCAUUACUUGAACAUGUGGGAUUGCUUGUGCAAAGGUUUGUUGUGCCUUCUGACUUGGUGAAGGCAGAGGAUCAUCAAGAAGAAGUUGUUGAUAAGGUUCUAGAAUUGAUUGUAUGCAUUCUCAAUGGGCUCCAUAGUUCUAAUGAUAUGUCAACUAUCUCAAGUUGUUCAUUGCAAUGGGCUCCUGUAUUUAAGUUAAGGAACUCAAGUUUGUUGACUUUUAUUAGAGAACUACUACAGAAGGACCCUUGCAUAGUAGAUAUCUUCAGAGUUAACAUCUUAAGUGCUUUGAAUGAUAUGGUAGAGACUUCGGAAGAAGUUAUUUAUCUAUUACUGUCCUUCUGUGAAAUAAUGGAAGGGAAGGCACAAGGGUCCAACUUUUUAGUCGGCACAUUUGGAAAAGGAUUUCCAAAGAUUCAGAGUUGUUUGCAGGAGGCUGUCUCUGAUUGGAUAAGGGAAAUAAAAGAAAUUGUGCGCAUAGAUCCAUCAUCAACUCAUAUUCAUGAGACUAAGUUCGCUCUGCUGUGGGGAAUCAUUAGAUGCUAUCCUCAAUUGAUUGAUAUCCAAAAGAAAUCAUCCUGUUUAAUGGAUUUGAUAGAUGCACUCAAUCAGCUACUGAUGAUGGAAGCUGGCUGCAUAGCUGGUGUUCCUAAACAAACUUGGCAAUGCCUAAUUGGGGCUGCUUUGAGUUCUUACAACAAGUCACAUCUUGGUAAAGAAUCUGACUCUGAAGAAACGAGCAAAUUUUUGCAUCUUGUGAAAAGAUACAGAUCUUCUUUGCCGGUAUUGUCUGCUGUUGCUGAUUAUUUGGAUUUUGUGUAUGGGCCUACAUCAGAAGCUGUCAACAGCAAUAGAAUGUAUCAUCAAGAACUUGCUGGCGAGAAGGUUGUGGAUGCAGUAAGCAUAUUUUCUGAUAAUUUGCGCCACUCAAACAAGGAGAUUCGCCUCUCAACUCUUAGAAUAUUGUGUCACUAUCAACCUCUGGGGUGUGUGGAUUCUACAAAUGAUCAACCGGCUGCAAAGAAAAUGAGAACUGAAGUCUCUCAAAAUUCCCUUGUGGAAAGUCAGGGUAUUAAUGUUAUUCAGUUGCUUUUGUCUAUUGAGGAAACUCCUCUUUCAAUUUCUACCAGCAGGAAAGUUAUCCUAUUGAUUUCUAAAAUACAAAUGGGCCUCUCAGCCGGCAGAUUACCUGAUGCCUAUGCGCCCCUUGUUUUGAAUGGGAUAAUUGGCAUAUUGAAUAACCGAUUUAGCUAUCUUUGGAAUCCAGCAAUAGAGUGCCUUGCAGUCUUGAUGAGCCAACAUUUUGGACUUGUAGGAGAUAGAUUUGUUUCUUAUCUUGAGCAAUACCAAUCCAUAUUUCAUACAUCUAAUGGAGUAUAUGAAGGGAAUUCUAAAGCUUACGAGUCAAGUGAUCUUGUCAAGCGUUUUAAUUCGUUUGUAUAUCCGGGCUCUGAGAGCACUCCUUGUGCAACAAUAUUAUCCUUGUUGCUCCAAUCGUUACAAAAGAUUCCAAUUGUUAUUGAAUCUCGGUCACGAGAAUUUGUACCUUUGUUCUUAAAGUUUCUUGGCUAUGAUUGCAAUGUUCUUGCAAGCGUGGGAAUCUUCAAUUCACAUGCUUGUAAAGGCAAAGAGUGGAAAGGUGUCCUUAAAGAAUGGUUGAACUUGCUGAAAGUAAUGCGGAACCCUAGGUCCUUUUAUCAGAGUCAAUUUCUUAAAGAGGUUCUGCAAAAUAGGCUUUUGGAUGAAAAUGAUGCUGAAAUACAGAUGAAGGUUCUUGAUUGCCUCUUGAUUUGGAAGGAUGAUUUUUUGCUCCCAUAUGAUCAGCAUCUGAAAAAGUUGAUAAGCUCCAAAUAUUUGCGAGAAGAACUAACAACAUGGAGUUUAUCCAAAGAAUCUAAUCUAAUUGAAGACCAACACAGAGCUUAUCUGGUUCCUAUAGUUAUUCGUCUUCUAAUGCCGAAAGUCAGAAAUUUGAAGACACUUGCCUCUAGAAAGAAUGCAAGCAUUAAUCACCGAAAGGCAGUCUUGGGUUUCAUUGCUCAACUUGAUGUUGAGGAGCUUCCUCUUUUCUUUGCAUUGUUAAUAAAGCCACUGCAAAUUAUUUCACAAGAAGCUGAUAGUACUGCUUGUUGGCUUUGGACUUCACCUGAAAAUUUUAUGGAUCAAUUUCAGGCUUUUAAUUUCUUAAAGUAUUUCACCGUGGAUAAUAUAAUAGCUCUGUCUUGGAAGAAAAGAUAUGGUUUUCUGCAUGUGAUUGAAGAUGUUCUAGGAGUUUUUGAUGAAUUGCAUCUUAGACCUUUUCUUGAUCUAUUAAUGGGGUGUAUUGUUCGGCUAUUGGGAAGCUGUGCAUCAAAUAUUGACGUUGCAAAGUGCAAUGGAUUUUCCUCACUUGAAGAUCAUUCUAGUGCUGACCUUACUUUACUUGAGAAAGACGAUGCUCCAACAAAUCAUGUCCUGACUAGCAGUGCUAUGAAGCAGUUCAAAGAUUUAAGGUCUCUAUGCCUGAAAGUAAUUUCUUUUGUCCUCAAUAAGUAUGAAGAUCAUGAAUUCGGUUGUGAGUUCUGGGACCUGUUCUUUGCAUCUGUGAAAAAUUUAGUUGACGGUUUUAAACAGGAGGGUUCCAGUAGUGAGAAGCCAAGUUCAUUAUUCUCUUGCUUUGUUGCUAUGAGUAGAAGCCACAGGCUUGUAUCACUGCUAAGUAGAGAAACAAAACUUGUUCCAGAUAUAUUUUCAAUACUUAGUGUCAAGUCAGCUUCUGAAGCUAUUGUAUCAUGUGUUCUUAAGUUUGUUGAGAACUUGUUGAAUCUUGAUAGUGAGUUGGAUGAUAAAGAUGAUGCUGCAAAAAGAGUUCUACUUCCAAACCUUGAGGCACUUAUCUGCAGCUUGCAUUGCCUUUUCCUAAGUGAUAGUGCCACCAAGAGGAAAUUGGUCAAAUGUCCUGGGGAGAGAGACAUAAGAAUUUUCAAAUUAUUAUCAAAGUAUAUAAAGGAUCCAUUGCUAGCAAGCAAAUUUGUAGAUAUCUUGCUCCCAUUUUUAGCAAAAAGAGCUCAAAAUUCUGAUCUUUGUUCUGAAGCUGUGCAAGUCUUUCGAGAUAUUAUACCAGUGUUAGGGAGCGACAGUACUAAAACAAUUUUGAAUGCAGUUUCUCCACUACUUACUUCUGUUGAACUGGAUAUGCGUUUGUCUAUUUGUGAUCUUCUUGAUUCUCUUGCUGAAGUAGAUCCUUCUAUCCUGUUAGUGGCAAAACUUGUUCGUGACUUGAAUGCAACCUCUGCUGCAGAAAUGGGUGGACUUGAUUAUGACACUAUAGUCAAUGCUUAUGAAAAGAUUUGUGUUGAUUUCUUCUAUACUAUUCACGAGGAUCAUGUGUUGCUCAUUUUAUCACAUUGUGUGUAUGAUAUGUCAUCUGAAGACUUGAUCUUAAGGCAUAGUGCUUUUAGAUCAAUGUGUUCGUUUAUUGAAUUUUCUGCACUAGUUAUCAGCCAAGAAGGAAAAAGUCACCAAGAAGUAAUUGCUAAGAUGAUUACUUCUGAUGAUGGUUGUUGGACGAGAGCAUCUAUUCAGCGUAUAGCAAACAAAUUUCUUUUGAAGCAUGUGGGGAAUACAUUGAGUAGAGAAACUAAUAUAAAAAAGGAAUGGAUAGAUUUACUACGAGAAAUGGUGUUGAAACUUCCAGAAGUAGCAAAUCUUAAUUCAUUGGGGAUGCUGUGCAGUAAUGAUGCUGAAGUAGAUUUUUUCAAUAAUAUUAUUCAUUUGCAGAGGCAUAGGAGAGCAAGGGCAUUAUUACGUUUUAAGAAUGUUAUCAGUACUAGUAAUAUGUCGGAGGGAAUCAUAAAUAGGAUUUUUGUGCCGCUCUUUUUUAAUAUUUUGUUUGAUGUACAAGACGGAAAAGGAGAACAUGUUAGAGGUGCAUGCAUAGAGGCCCUUGCAGCUAUUUCUGGUCAUGCGGAAUGGAAGUCAUACUAUGCAUUAUUAGUUAGAUGCCUUCGAGAGAUUACUCUGAAACCAGACAAGCAAAAGCUCUUAUUGAGACUAACUUGCUCUAUUCUGGACCAAUUUCAUUUUCUAGAAAUUUCUAAGAGCCAAGAAGGCAACGACUCUUUCGUGAAUGAUUCUGAUUCCAUGACCAUUGGUAGUGAUUCUUCAGCCAUUUUGCACAAGUGUAGUACUUUUAAUAUUGCAACUGAGAUACAGACGUGCCUGCAUAAAACUGUUCUCCCGAAGAUACAGAAGCUACUGAAUUUUGAGCCUGAUAAGGUCAGCGUUAACAUCAAUCUUGCUGCACUGAAGCUACUAAAGUUGCUUCCUGGAGAUGUGAUGGACUCACUCCUUUCAAGUAUCAUUCAUCGCAUUGCAAACUUCUUAAAGAAUCGUUUGGAAAGUAUACGUGAUGAAGCUAGAUCAGCUUUGGCUGCUUGUUUGAAGGAGCUGGGGCUGGAAUACCUGCAGUUUGUGCUCAGGGUUUUGCGAGCGACCUUGAAACGAGGAUUUGAAAUGCAUGUAUUGGGAUACACUCUCAAUUUCAUCUUGUCCAAGUCUCUUUUAAUACCUGUCAUUGGGAAGUUGGAUUACUGUUUGGGAGAUCUCCUUUCCAUAGUAGAAAAUGACAUAAUGGGAGAUGUUGCCGAAGAAAAAGAAGUGGGAAAGAUUGCUUCAAAAAUGAAAGAAACAAAGACACGAAUGUCUUUUAAAACACUGGAAUUGAUAGCCCAGAGCAUAACAUUCAAAACCCAUGCCUUGAAGCUUCUUUCACCUGUUACAACUCAUUUGCAGAAGCAGAUGACACCAAAAAUCAAAACAGAAUUGGAAAGGAUGUUGAAUCACAUAGCUGUUGGCAUUGAACGUAAUCCAUCUGUAGAUCAGACUGACCUAUUCAUCUUUGUGUAUGGCCUCAUUGAAGAUGGGAUUAAAGAUGGAAAUGGUCAAGGUGAACAAUCAUUGGGUGCAGAGGCAAGAAAACAUCCUAGAAAAGACAUGAGUGGAAAAAGAAUAACUUCUGGCCGAGUUGUGAAUGUUUCUUCACAUCUUAUUAUUGUGUUUGCUCUCAGGAUAUUGCAUAAACGAAUAAGAAGUUUGAAACGGGACAAAAUUGAUGAACAUGUGUUAUCAAUGUUGGAUCCUUUUGUCACACUUCUAGGCAACUGCUUAGGUUCCAGGUAUGAAGAUAUUUUAUCUGCAUCCCUUAGUUGCCUUACUCCAUUGGUAAGACUGCCUUUACAAUCCCUUGAGUCUCAAGCUGAUAAAAUAAAGGUGGCAGUCUUGGAUAUUGCACAAGGUUUGGUAUCUUCUAGCAGUCCUCUAAUGCAGUCAUGUCUAAGAUUGCUAGCUGUGCUUCUGCGGAGUAGCAAAAUUACCCUUUCAUCAGCUCAGUUACAUCUGUUAAUUCAGUUUCCCCUGUUUGUUGACCUUGAAAGAAAUCCUUCUAGCCUUGCCCUUUCUUUGCUCAAGGCAAUUGUUAGUCGCAAGCUAGUUGUUCCCGAGAUAUAUGAUCUUGUAACUCAAGUUGGGGAAUUGAUGGUGACAAGUCAAGUGGAUUCAAUUCGAAAGAAAUCUAGUCAAAUUUUGUUGCAAUUUUUACUUGGUUAUCAGCUUUCUGUAAAACGUUUGCAACAACAUCUAGCUUUUCUGCUUUCAAAUCUAAGAUAUGAGCAUUCAACUGGGAGAGAAUCUGUGCUCGAAAUGAUUCAUGCAAUCAUAGUCAAAUUUCCAAAAAAAAAUGUUGAUGAGCAAUCACUGACAUUAUUUACACAUCUGGUGAUUUGCUUAUCCAACGAUCAUGAUAAUAAAGUUCGGUCCAUGACUGGUGCUGCUAUAAAGAAACUCAUUGGGUGUGUAAGCCCACAUUCACUUCAUUCCAUUCUAGACUACACAUUAUCUUGGUAUUCAUAUUCAGAAGAGACACAGAAACUGCGGAGUGCUGCUGCCCAGGUCUUGGGAUUAUCAGUUGAGGUUAUGAAGAAAGGAUUUCAAAGAUAUGUCAAUAAAGUAUUGCCUGUGACUAGAAAAAUUUUGCAAUCUGCCAUCAAUGUUGUCACUAAUAGGCAACUAGAUUUUCCUGAGGAAACUGCUGUUACUUCCUGGAGAGAGACAUAUUACUCACUCAUCAUGUUGGAAAAGAUGCUGCAUCAGUUCCAUGAUUUGUUCUUUGAAAGUGAUCUUGAGGAUAUCUGGGAAGCAAUCUGUGAGCUGCUUUUGCACCCACACAUGUGGUUACGCCACAUAUCAAGUCGCCUUAUAUCCUUGUACUUUGCCAAUGUAAUAGAUGCUAGCAGAGAAAACCAAGAGAAAUCACUAGGGACUUAUUUUCUUAUGAAACCAAGUAGACUUUUUAUUAUAGCUGUUUCCCUCUGCUGCCAAUUGAAGACACCAUUCAAUGAUGAUGCUGCCAGCAACCUCAUAACACAAAACUUUGUGUUCACAAUAUGGGGUGUGCAUUCUUUAAUGGGACAAAUGGAGUACAUAGAUUCUCCAAAUUUCUGGUCUAGCCUUGAAGAGCAUGAGCAAGGCCGAUUUCUUAAAGCUUUCCAAUUGCUUGAUUCAAGAAAAGGGAGAAGCGUAUAUUUCUCUCUUACAUCUGGUGAUCAAAAGGAUCAUGACCACUCCAAAGAUAUUCGAUCUUUGAUCAUUUCUUAUCUGCUUAAAAGAAUUGGAAAGAUUGCCCUUCAGAUGGAUGCUAUUCAGAUGAAAAUUGUAUUUAAUAGUUUUGAAAAAAUUUCAUCACAAAUCAGUCCGGACGAUUGCCUGCAUUAUGCAUAUGAAAUCCUUCUACCCCUAUAUAAAGUUUGUGAAGGGUUUGCUGGGAAAGUGAUCCCUGAUGAUGUUAAGCAAUUGGCGCAGGAAGUUUGUGAAACUCUAAGGAAAGUUCUAGGCAUCCAGAGCUUUGUACAAAUUUACAGUGAGAUCAGGAAGAAUCUCAAGGCGAAAAGGGAUAAGAGGAAACAAGAAGAAAAGAUCAUGGCUGUUGUCAAUCCAAAGCGCAAUGCCAAGAUGAAGUUGAGAAUUGCUGCUAAGCAUCGUGCUAACAAGAAAAGGAAGAUAAUGACAAUGAAAAUGGGGAGAUGGAUGAACAACAAGAAACCAAGGACGAUGUAAAAAAAAGGGGUAAUAUGAGAUUGCAUUCCAAUCAACAGGCAUGUGUUUGGGUCAAACCCCAAGCAUCUAUUGUAAAAAUACAUGAUAUACCCCAUUCGAUUUUUUGGUAGCAUAGAAAAAAUGUAUAUAAUAUGUGCUUAAAUAUAAUUUAUUUUUUAAGCAAAUGAGAAAAUAUCCAGCUGGGGUACGUGUUCUUUUUUUAUAA